Schistosoma haematobium is the source of this 576-nucleotide messenger RNA. RefSeq lists its product as uncharacterized. Lineage: Eukaryota; Metazoa; Platyhelminthes; Trematoda; Strigeidida; Schistosomatidae. The transcript has 3 exons. Gene Ontology annotation, molecular function: protein binding; protein-membrane adaptor activity. Bases 1 to 576 code for a protein of 191 amino acids. Gene Ontology annotation, cellular component: apical plasma membrane. Gene Ontology annotation, biological process: protein localization to plasma membrane. The record is from RefSeq and is a predicted model, not a curated record.
AUGAAGGAAUCCGCGGAAAGUCAGAAUCACAGAGCAAGACUUUGUCAUUUAAAAUUGUGGCCGAAUUUUAGUGGAUAUGGCUUCAGUCUGAGAACAGACUCUUUCAAACAUGAACACAAAGUUGAAAAUGUUGAACCUCUUUCACCCAGUGAAUCAGGAGGUCUACUCAAUGAAGAUAUAAUUUUAAUGGUGAAUAACAAAACUGUAGAUCGUCUCUCACAUACGGAUGUCGUGAAGGUUAUCAAAGAACGAUCCGACGUCGAAUUGCUGGUUGCGCAACCGAAGGACUUGGCAUAUUUUCGAAAAUUCCCUGAUGUAAUCAGUGCUGCAAUUAAGAAUCCCAUACGGUGUGAAACUUCGGUAGAGGACUUAAAUAAACUUACUAAUGCUGAAAAACACUUAGUCAAAGCAGAUUCAGAUACAAUGAAUGAAAUUUAUCAACGUAAACGUUCUCUCUUAAAGGCAAAUGAAUUAACGAGUCGUCUACAACGCCAUGGUUGUUUUGGUGACGGCACUGUUGAAAAUGGAGUUAGGACAUGUGUAAACUAUGGUUAUGCGAAUGGUGUGGAGCACUAA